This is a messenger RNA of Baudoinia panamericana UAMH 10762, 394 nucleotides long. RefSeq lists its product as uncharacterized. The transcript has a single exon. Lineage: Eukaryota; Fungi; Ascomycota; Dothideomycetes; Mycosphaerellales; Teratosphaeriaceae. The coding region runs from base 143 to 379 and encodes 78 amino acids. The record is from RefSeq and is a predicted model, not a curated record.
GACGCGGGAGGUUCUUACAUCAAGGAUCACCAACGCCUGAGAGCUAUGGACGGGUUCAUAUGUAACUCCGGUCCACCCACGUGCUUCUGACCGAGGAGCCGCAAGUGGAUAUGGUCAAAGUUUCGGCAGUGAGAGCAACAGUAUGGGGGACUAUGCUACUGCAGACCGAGGCGGGCCUUGUAGGCUGGUGAGCCCGCGAUAUCCCGCUACACGCUCAACACGCGCCAUAAAAGUAGACGCUCGCAGUGGAGUCCGGGCGAGCGACGCACUUUCUUCCGCCCAUCAUCAUCGUCUUGAUUGGAUCAAGUCAACAUGUGAUCGGCAUGUGGAGGUGGAGGGGUCAACAUCUGGAGGAUGCGGACCCCACCGUGUUGUGUGAAACGAGACGAUCCCA